AUGGAAGCCGAAGCGGAGGGGAGUGCGGGACCGGCGCCCAAUUUGGCCCAAAUGGCCGCUUCUAAAUUGUCCCAGGUCGGAGAGCGAACCAAACAGCUGGGCAGCGCCAUGCGAGAGCCGGCUCGGGAGAACCGGAUCAUUCUGGUCAUCGUGUGCGUGGUGUUGCUUCUGGACAACAUGCUUUACAUGGUCAUCGUGCCCAUCAUCCCGGACUACCUGGAGGGGUUGCAGAAGGCCAGCGACGCCGGUGGCAACGGCAGCUCAAGUGAAGGUAACUUUGACGUGCAGAUCGGCGUGCUGUUCGCUUCCAAGGCCAUCGUGCAGUUGCUGGUCAACCCCUUGAGCGGCACCUUCAUCGACCGGGUGGGCUACGACAUCCCGCUGGUGAUCGGGCUGAGCGUCAUGUUCCUGUCCACGGUGACCUUCGCCCUAGCCGAUAAUUACGUCUCGCUGUUUGUGGCGCGCGGCAUGCAGGGCGUGGGCUCGGCCUUCGCCGACACUUCGGGCAUCGCGCUGAUCGCCGACCGCUACUCCGAAGAGGCGGAGCGCAGCAAGGCGUUGGGUAUCGCGCUGGCCUUCAUCUCCUUCGGCAGCCUGGUGGCGCCCCCCUUCGGCGGCGUGCUCUACCAGUUCGCCGGCAAGCGGGUGCCCUUCCUCAUCCUGGCCGGCGUCUGCCUGGCCGACGGGGCGGCGUGCCUGCUGGUCCUCAAGCCCUUCUCCCGGCGGGAGCGCGCCAACAUGCCGGUGGGCACCCCCAUCCACCGGCUGAUGAUGGACCCCUACAUCGCCGUGGUGGCCGGGGCGCUGACCAUCUGCAACAUCCCGCUGGCCUUCCUGGAGCCCACCAUCGCCAAGUGGAUGGAGGACACCAUGCACUCCAGCCAGUGGGAGAUGGGCAUGACCUGGUUCCCCGCUUUCUUCCCGCACGUGCUCGGGGUGUUCCUGACGGUCAAGCUAGCCGCCAAGUACCCCCACUUGCAGUGGUUCUACGGCGCCGUGGGCAUGGUCUUCAUCGGGGCCAGCUCCUGCACCGUGCCGGCCUGCAAGAACUUCGGACAGCUAAUGAUCCCGCUGUGCGGCAUCUGCUUCGGAAUCGCCUUCGUGGACACGGCGCUGCUGCCCACGCUGGGCUUCCUGGUGGACGUGCGCCACGUCUCCGUCUACGGCAGCGUCUACGCCAUCGCCGACAUCUCCUACUGCGUGGCUUACGCCACCGGCCCGGUGGUGGCCGGCAAGAUCGUGCACGAUCUGGGUUUCGCGCAGCUCAACCUGGGUAUGGGCCUGGCCAACAUGCUCUACGCGCCCGCUCUGCUGCUGCUCAAGAACGUGUCUAGGAUGAAGCCCUCACGCUCCGAGAGGAACGUGCUGCUGGAGGACGGCCCCGGCGGACUCUACGACGCCAUCAAGAUGGAGCAGAAGGAGAAGAAGAGGAAAGAGCUGUGCACCACCCUGGACGGCGACGGAGUCCAGACCUUCGCGCGACGCUCCUUCGACGAGGACGCCGACGAGGAGGAGUCCUCCGGCGGCGAGUACGCCUGAGCGCCGGCCGCACGUCAAUACGGGGCUUCCACUCGCUGUUAUCUUAACUCAUUGGCUGCCAAAUUUGACAUUUAAACGUGAUUCAUUUCCUGUUUUAAGUGAUCUAUUUCACAUUGAACAUGAUCAAAGUCUAGAUUUAAAGUGAUCAACUUUACAAUUUGUUCAGUUUUACAUUUUAACCCAAUUUUAAACGUAUAUUGACUAUGAUCUACUGCAUAUUUUAACAUGAUACAUUUCUGAACAUCAAAACAUUUCUUGUUUUAAGAUGAUUCAUUUUACAUUUAAAUGCUUUUCAUUUUAUCGAGCUGUUUAAUUUGAACGUUCAAUUUAAAUUUUGGAUUUUAAUGUGAUGAAUUUAACAGGAUACUUUUUACAAAUUAAGAUAAAUUUUACAUUUUGACCUGAAUUAUCUUAUUAAAAAGUGAUCUACUUCACAUUCUAACAUGAUAAAACGUACGUUAUGUGAUCAAGUCGCUGUCUAAGUGAUCAACUUCAUAAUUCAUGAUAAAAUUCUAUUCUAUUUUAACCUCAUUAAAAAGUAAAUUUAUCAUGCAAAAAUUUAGUACUACAUAAUUAAAAAAUAUUCAUGUGAUCAUUUUAACAUCGUCUAUUUUUUUAACCUGAUUAAUAUCUUAUUAGAAAGUGAUACAAUUUUGCAUUCUAACAGAAUAAAACUUCUAAAGUGAUCAACUUCAUAAUUCAUGGUAAAAUUUUAUAUUUUAACUUCAUUAAUAAGUAAAUUUAUCAUGUUAAAAUGUUUAAAUAUGAUCAAUUUUACAUCCUGUGAUCAGUCUCGAUUUAAAGUGAUCACCUUUACUUUUUUUUCACUUUUACAUUUUAAUCCAAUUACCGGUAAACAUUUUUACAUAUAUUGACUGAUCUUCAUAUUUUAUCAUGAUACAUUUUUUUAACAUAAAACAAUCAUCAAAAAUAUAUGAUUAUAAAGUGAUCUAUUUCACAUUCUAGCAUGAUAAAAGGUAUGUGAUCAAGUCGCUGUCUAAAAGUGAUCAACUUCAAAAUUUAUGAUCAAAUUUUAUAUUGUAACGCCAUUAAAAGGCAAAUUCAUCAUGUUAAAAAUUUUCAAUGUGAUCAAUUUGACAUUUUAUCAUGAUCAAUUUUACAUUCUGUGAUUAAUUUACUGGUUGAAAGUGAUCAACUUCACAAUUUUUUAAUGUGAUCAAUAACAUUUUAAGACGAAUUUGACAUUUUAACCUGAUUAAAACAGUAUUAUUAUGAAGUGAUCUAUUUCACAUUCUAUCAUGCUAAAACUUAGGUUAUGUGAUCAAGUCGCUGUCUAAAAGUGAUCAAUUUCAUAAAUCAUGAUAAAAUUUUAUAUU
Molecule: messenger RNA, 2876 nt
Organism: Corythoichthys intestinalis (scribbled pipefish)
Lineage: Eukaryota; Metazoa; Chordata; Actinopteri; Syngnathiformes; Syngnathidae
Product: probable vesicular acetylcholine transporter-B
Exons: 1
Coding region: 1-1539 (512 amino acids)
Biological process (GO): transmembrane transport; xenobiotic transport; chemical synaptic transmission
Cellular component (GO): membrane; AP-1 adaptor complex; AP-2 adaptor complex
Molecular function (GO): xenobiotic transmembrane transporter activity; acetylcholine transmembrane transporter activity
Source: RefSeq, a predicted model, not a curated record